CUCUCCUCCUGUCACGCCUCCUCCACAUGACUCACACUUAUCCAUGACAAUCACUUUCUCAUAGACGGGACUAAUUAUUUAAGACUGGGAAAGAGAAAUAUCCAGAAAUAUCCUGUGACAGACACGAGACAGGGGCCGUGAAGUGAACAUCACACAUUUCCGGGCUCUCUGUCCAAUGAAAAUGUUUCAGACCGUCCCCGACACGUCGUCUUACGUCAAGGUAAGACAGCAUCGUCACUACGAGCAGGAGGCGCUGUCAGUAGUGAGUGAAGACCAGUCUCUGUUUGAGCCUCCGUACGCUGCUGCUGCUCCCUUACCCAAGACAGACAUGACUGCGUCCGGCGCACAGGACUACGGUCAGCCUCACAAGAUCAACCCUAUCGCCCCUCAGCAGGAGUGGAUCAGCCAGCCCGGCCGGGUUCACGUCAAGCGAGAGUAUGACCACAUCAAUGGAUCCAGCAGAGAGUCCCCGGUGGACUGCAGUGUGGGUAAAUGCAAUAAAAUGGUGGGUGGGACCGACGCAUCUCAAAUGAGCUAUACUGGCUACAUGGAUGAGAAGUGUGCUCCGCCCCCAAACAUGACAACCAAUGAGAGGAGAGUCAUCGUCCCAGCAGACCCUUCUCUCUGGUCUCCAGACCAUGUGCGGCAAUGGUUAGAUUGGGCCAUUAAAGAGUAUGGUCUUCAGGAGAUCGACACAGCCAUGUUCCACAACACAGAUGGAAAAGAACUUUGCAAGAUGAGCAAAGAGGACUUCCUGAGACUAACCAGCGGCUAUAACACGGAGGUCCUGCUCUCACAUCUCAAUUACCUCAGGGAAAGCAGCUCAUCAAUAUCAUACAACACACCAUCUCAUACCGACCAGUCUCCUCGCUUGGCUGCCAAAGACGAUGCGUCUUAUGAUGCUGUACGGAGGACAGGCUGGUCAAACAACAUGCACAGCGGCAAAGGCUCUCCUACAGUGGUGUCUCAGAACGUGUCCAAGAACACUGAACAGGCUCGGCCUCAGCCCGAUCCUUACCAAAUAUUAGGACCCACUAGCAGUCGACUUGCCAACCCAGGUUCAGGUCAGAUCCAGCUGUGGCAGUUCCUGCUCGAGCUCCUCUCCGACAGCGCCAACGCCGGCUGCAUCACCUGGGAAGGGACCAACGGAGAGUUCAAGAUGACGGACCCUGACGAAGUAGCGCGUCGCUGGGGUGAGCGCAAGAGCAAGCCCAACAUGAACUAUGACAAACUGAGCCGCGCCCUGCGCUACUACUACGACAAAAACAUCAUGACCAAAGUGCACGGCAAGCGUUACGCCUACAAGUUUGAUUUCCACGGCAUCGCUCAAGCCCUGCAGCCCCAUCCCACUGAGGCCACCAUGUACAAAUACCCAACCGACCUGCCCUAUGUGCAAAGCUACCACGCUCACCAGCAGAAGGUCAACUUCGUUUCACCCCAUCCUCCCACCAUGCCCGUCACAUCCUCCAAUUUCUUCGGGCAUGCCACCCCGUACUGGAGCUCUCCAGCAGGAGGGAUUUAUCCCAAUCCCAGCGUGCCGCGUCACCCCAAUUCACACGUGCCUCCCCACCUAGGCAGUUACUACUAAAACCUUCACCUUUCACCCCGCUGCCCAUACGCCAAAACUUGAACUGCACUCGAAGCAAAGACAAAAAAGCAAGCUGGACCUGGAGGGAUUGUGGCCAGAAAGUUAGCAGAAGGAAGCGACGUUGAAAGAAACUGGAAAAGGAAGAGAAAGUAGAGCAAAACGGACCAAAAAAUGUCUGAUCCUCUUUAAAAAUGGAGUACUACUUAUUGGAGGACAUUGGGUUGUUGUUUGUUUUGGAGAGCGUGUGCAUGUUUCUUGUGCCUUUCUACAUCCGAAAGCUGCACCGAUGGGCCAGAGUCCCUUCUAGCCAAUAAAGACCACCUCGAUUAUGUAGAAGUCGGCAAACGACCGAGAAAAGAAUCACUGUAAACUCACCAUGUGUGUUUAAUGCAAUUGUGAACCCAGUGUUUAUGUUUUUGGACCUACUCCCCGCUUCCUUUUGGAUUUUAUCAAAACCCGACUCAGUAACACGAGUUUAUCUUCUCAAGUCAUGACUGAAGCUCUCUUUUCUAAAGCAAAUCUGGCAACUGGAAAAAAUGUUGGCAUUCAAGUGCCGUUUCUCCUCCUCGCUGGAGGACGUGGCGUCUGAUUGUUUAUUAGGAGCUUCUCAGGCUAGCUGGCUCAAGCUAAACUCUCUCCCUCAUCUUUAGCACUCCUCUAUGCUGAUGGCGUUGAUGUGAAUGGAUUGAAGCCUGCUUUACGUUUCUGACGCAUGGUGUCCCGUUUCAUUGGCCAUUGAAAAUCACUCGAUUUCAUCUCAAAACAGCCAAAGAGUUGAGUUCACAUGAGAUUUGCAUCUUGGAUGGACUGAAUGAUUGUGGGCAUCACGCGAAGUACCUCUUUGAAAGAAAAAGACAGUUGAAACAGCAGCACGGGACGUUGAAACCAGAGAUUCGCGAACGCUGUGCGUUUGUCAGACCUAUUUGCUAGUAUUCGUUUUUUUUUUUUUGAUCAAAGGUCAACUAGGCAUUAAAAGCAUCUUACUGUAUAAGUUAUGCAGAGCUAUUUUCAUAUGUGACAGUGUUAAGAAUCAUACGUUAAUACGAGUUGACCUCGGUCAAAAUGCAAACUUUUUUAUCAGUUACUGAAAGUAGUUUGAACUACGUAGGUGUUUUGUAUCUGUACAUAUAGGCAAUAAGUUUAUGAAUGUGUUCUUGUAUUUUUCAGAAAAUGCUUUUUCUAAAGCUCUUGGUGCAUAGCCAUGACAAUGAGAAGGUUAUUUUGAUACGUAGCUGAUAUUUUCAUUCCAUAAAAGCAAAUGCCUUACCAAACGUGCUUAGAGACAAUCUGUUCUACAUAAUUAAUGUUUCCAAAGUGCCAUAACAAUACCUUAAAGCCAAAUCUUGUUACUGUGCAU
Carassius carassius (crucian carp) is the source of this 2945-nucleotide messenger RNA. RefSeq names its product Friend leukemia integration 1 transcription factor-like. The record is from RefSeq and is a predicted model, not a curated record. The transcript is spliced from 10 exons. The coding region runs from base 176 to 1588 and encodes 470 amino acids. Gene Ontology annotation, biological process: cell differentiation; regulation of transcription by RNA polymerase II. Gene Ontology annotation, cellular component: nucleus. NCBI's taxonomy places the organism in Eukaryota, Metazoa, Chordata, Actinopteri, Cypriniformes, Cyprinidae. Gene Ontology annotation, molecular function: DNA-binding transcription factor activity, RNA polymerase II-specific; sequence-specific DNA binding.